This is a messenger RNA of Fomitopsis serialis, 3166 nucleotides long. RefSeq names its product Lon protease C-terminal proteolytic domain-containing protein. Gene Ontology annotation, molecular function: ATP-dependent peptidase activity; ATP binding; ATP hydrolysis activity. The transcript is spliced from 8 exons. Gene Ontology annotation, biological process: protein targeting to peroxisome; protein processing; protein catabolic process. Gene Ontology annotation, cellular component: peroxisomal matrix. NCBI's taxonomy places the organism in Eukaryota, Fungi, Basidiomycota, Agaricomycetes, Polyporales, Fomitopsidaceae. Bases 56 to 2881 code for a protein of 941 amino acids. The record is from RefSeq and is a predicted model, not a curated record.
AGUCGCCCGCCAUUCCCACUCUCCCUCAUUCAAGUUCCUCUUUCUUCUCUCCACAAUGUCCUCACAAGCCUUGCCUGUUAUACCCCUUACUUACCCUCUUCUUCUUCUCCCAACUGCACGCAUCACAAUCCCCGUCAACAAUGCUGCCGGCGAACUCCUCCUCGAACUCGUCCAGGAGGUCGACACCCCACCAGUCGUGGCUGCUGUUCCUGUCCCCUCGGCCGAUGCAUCGACGUUGCAUGACUGGGGAACGGCAGCGCGCAUUGUCCGCGUCGUCCGACCCCCGCGGUCGCUCGCUCGCGAUACCCAUCGGCCGUACUUACUUACCCUCCAGGGCCUCGCCCGUGUACACCUCCCAGAGGCGGACAGCCCGCGAGAGAGGAUCGACGGACUUGCGGAACGCGUCGUAGAGUAUCCGAACGCAGAGGGUACUCCCUCCGCAGAACUCGCGGCCACGUUCAAAGCGGCCGCGAUCAAGCUGCUCGACCGCCUCGCCCGCGAUGCGCCCAAUGACUCCAAGCGCGACUUCUAUGUCAAGCUAUCCAACAUGGUCGACGAAGUGACCGCCCAGCGUGCCCCCUGGCUCGCUGACAUGCUCGUCUCGAGCCUCAACGCAGAAUACGCGGACAAAAUCGACUUCCUGUCCGCGGUUCGCCCGGAUGACCGCCUCAAGCGCGCGACGGCGAUCUUCGUCAAGCAGACGUCCAUCUCCGAGGUUAGCAAGAAGAUCGCGCAGUCCGUCGACGAGAGUCUGUCCAAGCAACAGAAGGAGUUCUUCCUCCGACAGCAGCUCGCCGCCAUCCAGCGCGAGCUCCGGAACCUCAACCGGUCCGCGCUGCCCCUUGCGCGCCCGGGCACACCGGACGCUGUGGAGAGUAAAGGUCCGAACGCGCCGGUGUCGGAGCUGGACGACGAGGAGCAAGCGGAGGCGGACGAGAUGUCUGUCAUGCGCGCGAAGGUCGAGGCGAUGGCGAAGGAGAGCGAGGAGCGCAAGACGGCCGUGCGAGAGUGGAGGCGGCUCAGACGGAUUCCGGCCACCAGUGUCGAGCACGGUGUCAUCCGCAACUACCUUGAAUGGCUCACUGCAGUCCCCUGGCCCGCUUCCGCGCGCGAGGCGCAGUCAAACGCCUCCCUCGAGGCCCUGCGCGACCGUAGCUUCUUGACCAAAGCGCGGGCGCAACUCGACGCGGAUCACUACGGCCUGGAGAAGAUCAAGAAACGCUUGAUCGAGUAUCUGGCGGUCGUGCGGCUCAAGGAACUGCAAGCGGAGAAGGAGAGUCAGUUGACUGUGCUCGAGGGAGAGAAGCAAGCUGCGCAGGCGCAGCAAGAGAUUUCAGGGGAGGCUAAGGCAGAGACGCAGGGAAGGGACGAGAGCAAGUCGCUUAUUCCCAUACCGAAGGCCUUGCCAGCUCCCGUUUCGAGGCCGUUGAGGAAGAAGAACGUAAAGGGCCCUAUCCUACUUUUUGUCGGCCCUCCUGGUACGGGUAAGACCUCGCUCGGGCAGUCCAUCGCCCGCGCGCUUGACCGGCCGUUCCAGCGGAUCUCGCUGGGCGGUGUGCGCGACGAGGGCGAAAUCCGCGGGCACAGACGGACGUACGUUGCCAGUGGCCCGGGAAACAUCGUGCAGGCUCUGAGGAAAGCUGGCCGGCCUGAUCCUGUGAUCCUAUUGGACGAGAUUGAUAAGAUCUCGCACGGGAACUUCCAUGGGGAUCCUGCGGCUGCGCUGCUGGAGGUGUUGGAUCCUGAACAGAACCAUUCGUUCCAUGACCAUUAUAUCAAUGUACCUGUCGAUUUGAGCCAGGUGCUCUUCAUAUGUACUUCAAACACACUAGAGACGAUCGCAGCGCCUUUGUUGGAUCGCUGCGAGAUUGUACAUUUGUCUGGCUAUACUUAUGACGAGAAGAUGCAUAUCGCUCGCCGCUUCCUUCUCCCGAAGCAGCUGCAGGCGAAUGGCCUGACUGCAGAUCACCUCAGCAUCAGCGACUCUGCGCUUACGCACAUAGCGACGCAUUACACUCGCGAAGCUGGUGUGCGCUCCUUAGAGCGAGCCAUCAGCGCCGUCGUCCGGCAUAAGGCUGUCGAAUGGGCUGAGUACUGCGACAGCGUCGGCGCCGACCCGAACGCGCUCCUCUCGGACGUGGCCACCCGACAGGCCUCUGGCAGUCCCACAGAUGCAGGGUACAGGGCAGCCGUCGAGGAGCACGAGCUCGAGAAGAUCCUCGGCAUCGCGCGGUGGGAUGAGGACGAGCGGGAGCGAGAGGAGCGGUGUGGGCUCGUGUACGGACUCGUGGUCACCGGCAUGGGCGAGGGCGGCGUGCUCCCCGUGGAGACGAUCAUGGUGCCCGGGAGCGGGAAGCUGAAGCUCACGGGCAGCCUCGGCGAGGUGAUUAAGGAGAGCGGCGAGCUCGCGCUGAGCUGGGUGAAGCGGCAUGCGUACGAUUUGUAUAUCACGAAGACACGCGCGCAGGACCCGCUGAAGAACCCGGACCCGGUGGAUGUGCAUUUGCAUCUGCCUAGUGGGGCGGUGAAGAAGGACGGGCCAUCUGCGGGGAUCGCAAUGACGUGUGCAUUUGUAUCAUUGCUGACGGGUGUAUGUGUUCCAAGCAAUAUCGCCAUGACCGGCGAGGUCACCCUGCGCGGACGCGUCGGGCCCGUCGGGGGCAUCAAGGAGAAGGUGCUCGGUGCGCACCGUGCGCAGAUCACGAAGGUGAUCUUGCCUUGGGCCAACCGCAAGGACGUCGAGCACGACGUGCCCAAGGAGAUCCGUGCUGAGAUGCAGAUCGUGUUCGUGCGCACGGUCGAGGAGGUGCUCGAGGCCGCGUUCGGGAAGGGCGUCGUUGGAUGGAGACGGAGCGAUGUCCUCGUCGAGAGCAGGCUCUAGCGUCCCGUUUGUGGAUACGUGUAUCGUUAGUAUAUGGACAGGGUGAGAUUGAGUCUUUGGUGUUUGUACUAUGUCUAGAUGGUUCACAUUGGUUCUGUUUUCUUCGCAUCUACAUACUGUACGAUCUGUUGUAGGUGGUCGGACUGGCUUGUUCGGUUGUUCCACUUCUAAUAUGUUGAAUUUGUGCUUCGGGCCUCACUUCUUGCUCAUAUCCUGUUCACACUCGUUUAAUAUUGUACUAUACUACAUUUUGCAACAAUCAGUGCACUGCUGUGCCUACAAUCC